AUGAUCGACAUGAGCGACGAGCGGUGCCGCGUCACCGCGUCCGCCGCGCUGUCGUCGCUCGCGGACGCGGACGUGGAGGUGUUGCAGGCGCUCGGCGCGGCGUCGUUCGUCGCGAUGGCGCGCGAGGCGACGAAACCGCUCGCGCGCGCCUCCGCGUGCGCGUUUAUCAGGCGCGUUCUAUACACUGGUCCCCAUACGACCCCCAAACUCGCGCGCAACUCGGACACGCACGAGACGAUACGCGAGGGCGGGGGCGUAGAAACGCUCGCGUCGAUGACGUUACGAGGGCACGCGGAAGCGACGUGGGGGCUCGCGUCGAUGGCGUCGUGCGAAGAAAACUGGGACGUCGUCCACGAGGCGAUGACGCCGGAGACGUUGGACGCGUUGAAGCGGCUCAUCACGAGGUGA
Micromonas pusilla CCMP1545 is the source of this 408-nucleotide messenger RNA. RefSeq lists its product as uncharacterized. Bases 1 to 408 code for a protein of 135 amino acids. The record is from RefSeq and is a predicted model, not a curated record. The transcript is spliced from 2 exons. NCBI's taxonomy places the organism in Eukaryota, Viridiplantae, Chlorophyta, Mamiellophyceae, Mamiellales, Mamiellaceae.